Molecule: messenger RNA, 1694 nt
Organism: Styela clava
Lineage: Eukaryota; Metazoa; Chordata; Ascidiacea; Stolidobranchia; Styelidae
Biological process (GO): amino acid transmembrane transport
Cellular component (GO): vacuolar membrane
Molecular function (GO): L-amino acid transmembrane transporter activity
Source: RefSeq, a predicted model, not a curated record
AUGAUGCCAUUUAAAUUAAAUGUAGAAACUCGCUGUUCGGAGGUUAAAGGCAAAAUCAAAGAAGAUUUAUUGAAUCAGACAGAAUUGAAGAAAAUCAAACUUAUUGUAGCAAAAUUAAAAACACGCUACAAUCGAAGUCAAUAUAGCUGUAGGACGAUGGAUGAAUCAACAGAUUCGUCAGAAAGCGGUUCAACGUUUACACUAUCAUCGUCUAUUAUAUCGAAUGAAGAUGAGAAAAAGAAAUUUGGCGUAACGACAGCUGCAUUGUUUAUCGUUGGAACAAUGUGUGGAACAGGAGUCCUGACUAUUCCACAAGCCAUAGUGAAUAGUGGAUACAUUGGUCCAGUCCUUAUCAUUGUGUGCGGCACAGUAGCUUCAUACACAGGAACUCUUCUCAGUGAAUGUUGGACCAUACUACGAGCUCGAUAUCCAGAAUAUGAAAGUGAAAGAAUUACCGACCCAUAUCCAACCAUAGCUCACAGAGCUGGAGGACGGUUCGCUGAAGUUGGUACCAGAGUCUGUAUCGAUUUUACCAUGUUUGGAACAGAAGUAGUACUCCUUCUUCUGAUAUCAGGCAAUAUAUUCAAUUUAAUUACCAACCUAGGACAUGAUAGUUUUCCUCUUUGUUAUAUUGUGAUGAUCACCACAGGAUGUCUGAUACCUCUUUCGUGGUUGGGCACACCAAAGGAUUUUUGGCAAGCCGGAAUUAUUGCCGCGUGCACAAGUAUCGGGGCUGCCUUCUUUGUAUUCGGUAGUAUGAUUAAAGCAACUUCAAAUCAUCCUCAACCCGAACGUGCAGAACCUGAAUGGUCAAUAUUUCUCAGUUCUUUAGGGACAAUACUUUUUGCAUUCGGAGGUGCUGGUUGCUUUCCAACAAUUCAACUUGAUAUGAAACAUCCCAAUAAGUUUUCAACAUCUGUGGUAAUGGGAAUUUCAACUGUUAUCUCGGUGUAUCUUCUUGUCGGAGUCACAGGUCUCGUCGUUCUCGGCGAAAACAUGAAACCAAAUGUUCUCGAUGCUCUUCCUGCCGGGUGGAUGUCAUACACGGUUAAUAUUUUAGUGACGUCGCAUUUUCUCAUGGCUUAUCUCAUUUUUAAUAACCCGGUCAGUCAAGAUAUUGAAGGAAUCCUCGGGAUACCAAACAAAUUUUGUUUUAGAAGAGUCUUGUUUCGGACAACUUUCGCCGGUGCUGUCUUGUUUGUGGCGUUGUCAGUUCCCCACUUCGACAUAAUACUUUCAUUAUUGGGUGGGACCACAAUCGUUUUAAUUUGUUUCAUUUUCCCACCGGUAUUUUAUUUGUUGUUGUCAAGGCAGCGUAUUCCGUCCGAUGCCCACGGCCCCCUACCCUGCCACUUAAUACGAGGGAAAGAAUCGCGAAGAAGGUCAAACUCUUUAGUUGUUGGAUCAGAAGUUUCUCCCAAAGAAGAUAUUACAAAGCAUACAAGUUGGAUUCAAGUUGAUGUUGAAUUACACACUAAAGUUAUUUUAAUGGAAAUCAUAAUAUUUAGUUUUGUCGGAGGUGCAUGUUCAACCUAUUUUUCAAUUGCCUCCCUUGUUAAUGGACAGUCAGGAUUUACUGCACCGUGUUAUAUUAAUAUCAGUGUUGGACUUUAAAUAAAUACUAUUUUGCACUUUAUAGCCAAAUACAAAGUUUUCCAUUAUUUCUUAAUCAUUUUAUUGUCAUUCUUGUUACU